CCACAUAGUCCAUUCAAUCGGUCAGUUCAUAUAGAACGCGCGAGUCGUAAUCACGUUCACGUUAGCGCGCGAAUUUGAGUUCUUUUUUUCAACAUGUUAUUUUUAAUAACCGUUACAGUGCUACUGGCCAGUGCGCAAGCAAAAUUUUACACGGAUUGUGGUUCGAAGCUAGCUACAGUACAAGGCGUGGGUGUCAGCGGGUGCGCAGAUGAUGCUACGGAAUGCAUCCUCAAGCGAAACUCCAAUGCCACCAUAUCGAUUCAAUUCACGCCAAGUAAAGACGUGAAGAGCUUAUCGACUGAGGUGCAUGGAGUCAUUAUGAACUUGCCCGUGCCCUUCCCGCUGCCGCAGCCUGACGCUUGUAGGGACAAUGGACUCGCUUGCCCUUUGAAGGCCGGUCAAGUAGCCCACUACCAGACAUCUUUGCCAGUACUCAAGUCCUAUCCCAAAGUGAAGGUUGACGUCAAAUGGGAAUUGAAGAACGAAGAUGAAGAAGAUCUUGUCUGUGUCAUGAUCCCAGCCAGGAUCCACUAACUUUCACUACUUACUAUUUGGACCAAUCAUGGUUUACAUCUUCUUACUCGGUAUAUUAAAAAAAAAACAAUUUUUAUACUCUCUCAAAAGUACAAUUUAUGAAAAAGAACAAAAAAGAAGCCUUCGAAUUAUAUAUUUAUUUUAAUAAUUCAUUUUGUAUUGAGCAAUGCUCAUCUAUGAUAAGAAUACUUAGGACAUUUUUCUUUACACUUACAUUGCAUAGAGGGCGCUAAUACGCAUUUUUUUAUUUAAGUAAGUGUAAUAUAUCACAACGUGCAAUUAGAUUAAUACAUACUUAGAUGUAAAUUGUUAAGUAAUAUAAAUCCAGUACAUUGUCCUAUUGUUUAAUUAGAAAAUCAGGACUACAAAUUACAUAAACUGGAAAAUGUUCUGAAAUAACAUCUUAGAUAGUAUUUUUCUUAAAUGGAAAAUUCUAAAAAUAUAUUUUUAUAGGUCAAUAAAACUUAAGUUCGUUAUGUAUAAAAAUAGCAAAUUAACAUUAGACCUUAGUAUAACAUUUCGCUGUGAUUACAAGCUUUGGUCCUCUUGCCCUGAUUGUUUUCAUACCACUACCAAUUUAACACCAAAGGCAAAGGUGAUAUUUUUUACAAAAUAAAAUAUAAAAUAAAUAUUUAAAACUAGAAA
Messenger RNA from Plodia interpunctella (Indianmeal moth), 1179 nucleotides. RefSeq names its product Niemann-Pick type C-2a (gene Npc2a). Bases 94 to 534 code for a protein of 146 amino acids. Gene Ontology annotation, molecular function: sterol binding. Gene Ontology annotation, biological process: intracellular cholesterol transport. The transcript is spliced from 4 exons. Lineage: Eukaryota; Metazoa; Arthropoda; Insecta; Lepidoptera; Pyralidae. The record is from RefSeq and is a predicted model, not a curated record.